ACAUCCCUCUCUCACUCACUCUCCAUCCUGUACAUUUCCCUCCAAUCAUCAGUAUGUGGACGACAGUGGGUUCAAAAAGACAAGUUGGACACCCCCGAAAGAUGAAGGAGGGGAGUGUUUGAAUGAUGGGAAGCUGUGGACAUGAAGAUGGAAGUCUUAAGAGGAUGGUUGUUAGGGCUGCUGGUGUGGAGAUGUGAACUUUCACAUCUUGAUAUCUGGAUUUAUUGUAUUUUUUAAGCAUGAUGUCAUGGAUUCUACAGACAAACUUUGCAUCUCUUAAACAGGUCCAGGACCUUUGCAGGCUCCCUGUAUGUCAGCAUGGCUCAUUUCACGCUUUGGUAUGUCACAUCAAGCCUUUACCGGCUCUCCGGACUUGAACAGAAGUGAUGUUUGGACUUCUUAAAGAAGAGAUGGACGUCGGCGAUGCUGGACCACGGCACAGAAGUGGGCCACGGCGAGGGACGCUGAUGAUGUUCUCGUGGAUUAUCCUGUGCUGCAGCUCUCUGUGGCUGGUGGUGGACGGCCAGAUAAAGAUCUCACCGGAGACGGUGCAAAAGUGGGCUGUGUCCUUCGGCAAAGAGAUAGCCGCCCUCUCCACCAAAUACUCGGGAGCGAAAUUGCUACAAAAAAAAUAUAAGGACGUGGAGGGCGUGCUGAAGAUUGAGGAAGUGGACGGCGAGGAGCUAGUGAAAAAGUUUGCAGAGGAGAUGGAAGAGAUGCUCGGGAGGAAGAUGAAAUCUGUCAAGAGGCUAGCAGAAGCAGCCGAGGAUGCUGAUCUGUACCACGAGUACAAUGACACGCUGGAGUUUGAAUACUACAACUCCAUGUUGAUCAACGUGGUGGACGAGGACGGCAAUGCGCUGCCUCUUGGAGGAGAAUUCCCGCUGGAGGCCAACGAGCACUUCAGCAAACUGCCCGUCAACACGCAGCAAAGCAACAUCCAAGUCCCUACCAACGUCUACAACAGAGAUCCAGAUAUCCUCAAUGGGGCGUACAUGUCGGAGGCUCUCAAUGACGUGUUCAUAGACAACUUCCAAAAAGAUCCCACGCUUACCUGGCAGUACUUUGGCAGCUCUACUGGCUUCUUCAGGCUCUACCCGGGAAUCCAGUGGAUCCCAGACGAAAACGGGGUGGUCACGUUCGACUGCAGAAACAGGAACUGGUACAUCCAGGCUGCCACCUCCCCUAAAGACGUGGUCAUUGUGGUGGACGUGAGCGGGAGCAUGAAGGGGCUCCGACUCACCAUAGCCAAACACACCAUCAACACUAUACUGGACACGCUGGGAGAGAACGACUUUGUCAACAUCAUCGCUUAUAGCGACUAUGUCCGCUACGUGGAACCGUGCUUCAAGGGAACUUUGGUGCAAGCUGAUCUGGAUAACAGAGAGCAUUUCAAGCUCCUGAUUGACGAGCUCCACGUGAAAGGCGAGGGCAAAGUGAAGAAUGCAAUGAAGGAGUCGUUCAAGAUCCUCAAUGAGGCUGCAGCGCUGGGCCAGGGCAGCCUGUGCAACCAGGCCAUCAUGCUGAUCACAGACGGCGCCAUGGAGGACUUCCAGGACGUUUUCGAAGAGUUCAACUGGCCAGAACGGCGGCUCUACUUAGAACCCCGGUUAAGAUCCAACAGUGGAUGUACAUGUUUACAUGCCUCUAACUGUAAUUCACUGUCAUCCCAGGUUCGAGUGUUCACUUAUCUGAUUGGACGAGAGAUGACGUUUGCUGAAAAUGUCAAAUGGAUUGCCUGCAACAACAAAGGUUACUACACGCAUGUUUCCACGCUGGCCGACGUGCAAGAAAAUGUCAUGGAGUACCUGCACGUUCUCAGCAGGCCCAUGGUCAUCAACCACGACCAUGACAUCAUCUGGACGGAGGCCUACAUGGACAGUGUGUUACCAAGCACUAAAGAGUUGUUCAACAGUCAGGCUCAGAGUUUGCUCCUGAUGACCUCGGUGGCCAUGCCGGUGUUCAGCAAGAAAAAAGAGACGUUGUCUCAUGGAAUUUUGCUGGGAGUGGUCGGCACGGACGUCGCGCUGAGAGAACUGAUGAGAUUAGCGCCAAGAUACAAGCUGGGUGUCCACGGUUACGCCUUCCUCAUCACAAACAACGGAUACAUCCUGUCUCAUCCGGACCUCCGGCCUCUGUACAAAGAGGGGAAGAAGCUGAAGCCCAAACCCAAUUAUAACAGCGUGGACUUGUCCGAGGUGGAAUGGGAGGACAUGGAGGAGAAGCUGAGGACGGCUAUGGUCAAAGGAGAAACCGGUACAUUGUCCUUAGACGUGAGAACUUCAGUGGACAAAGGAAAACGAGUGAUGUUCCUGAAGAACGAUUACUUCUACACCAGCAUCAAUGAGACACCUUUCAGUCUUGGCAUAGUGCUAACAAGAGGAAACGGACAGUAUAUAUUCAUUGGCAACGUCUCCGUUGAAGAAGGUCUUCAUGAUUUAAUAGCACCUGAUUUGACCAUAGCCAGUGAAUGGACGUACUGUGAGACGGACAUCGACCCGGCGCAUCGUAAAUUGAGCCAGCUGCAGGCUGUGGUCCGAUACCUGACAGGCAAAGAACCAGACCUGGAGUGUGACGUGCAGCUCUUGCAGCAAACCCUUUUUGACGCGGUGGUGACUGCGCCCAUGGAAGCUUACUGGACAGCCCUCAUGCUCAACCCAGGCGGUAUGGAUGAGGGCAUGGAAACAGCGUUCCUGGGCACCCGCUCGGGUCUGAUGAGGUUCCAACGAUACAGUGGCAUUGAAAAGAGAGUUGGCAAGUCCUUCCUGACGUCCACGGACAAGGAGAACAUGUUCACCCUGGACCACUUCCCGCUGUGGUACCGCCGGGCAGCCGAAUACCCUGCUAAACAGUUUCUGUACUACAUGCCCCGGCAGGAGACCAGAGCUGGCAGGAUCGUGAUCGCCACCACUGCCAUCACUGUGACAGUGGGCAAGAAAACAGCCAUCGCUGGAGCUAUAUCCAACUGGCGGCCCAUGGGCCAAAUCCAGCCUGUAAAUGAACUUGGGAGCAACAAAUCAAGUCCUAACAACAUCAGAGCAUUCCUGUCCAACAGAAGAUCUUUGACGUGCAUUUUUGCUGUUGGUAAAACUUGAAAAAAAAAAAAUUUUAAUAUUUUUUUUCAAACUGUUGUGCUUCACAUGAAGUCCUCUGGUGUCUCCCUCGGGCUGCCCACCUCACCAUUUGAAAACUGAUCUUCAUCUUGGUUUUUGCAAUUGGUUCUUCAAAACGACAGAGCCCUCCAGUCUUUCACGAGCAUCUUUGCAGUAGAUCAGGGGUGUCCAAACUUUUUCCAGCAAGGGCCACACGGUGAAAAAUGAAAGGAUGUGAGGACCACUUUUAUAUUUUGUAUAAGAAGUAAAAAAAAAAUAAAACAAAUAAAAGAUAAUAAGAAGUAGGGCUGUCGAAAGAAUUUUGUAGUCAGAUUAAUUACGGUUUCAAAUUAAUCAUGACUAAUCACCAUGUGCAAAUAUGUGUGAAAUAUGCCCAUUUUUACUGUAUUUUACUGAAAGAAAGCUCAAUGACAAGACAGGAGUAUAUACAGUAUAUGUUUGGAUGUAAUAACAGCUCCAAAUUAACUGGACAUUUAAUUCAAGAUAAAAGAAAAUCUAUUUACCUAACACUAGCUUCUAUAAUAGUAGUCGAACAUUUGAAUCACGCAGUGUUAUUAUGAGCAAUGAGGGGUUGUGUUCAAAGGCACCACGUCAUUUAAGUUGAGUGUAUUUUCUGGGAUUUUUGAGCGUACUUAAAUGCAGCAAGUUGUACUUCCGCAUUAAGAGUUACAAAGUCAGUGAUAUGAAAAUCCACUUAUUGGUUUACUUUGUCUUUCUGUUCAUUUAGACCACGCAUAUACACAUAAUAAAGAUGUUGGGAUGUUCGCAGUGUCCACGAAUGCAUCUGGCGGUCGCCUCAUGGAAGUGUCGUUUUGAUGACGAAGGGACUAGAGACGUGUUUGUGAGUUGUUGUCAUAACAGAGAGGCAUGGCUUGCCAUGAUGCGCAUGUGUUAAUUACGCUAAAUAAUUUAACCUAUGAAUGAAAUUCAUUAUUUAUUGCAUUUUUACAGCUAAUUUGACAUCUAAUCAGAAGUUACUGUUUCAAUAUUUCAGGAAAAAACUGCAACUCAGCCUUGCGCUAUAGGUGAAAAAGUGGAUUAUUUGUAUCACCUGACUCUUUGCUCUUUUUUCCCCAUUUUUGCUUCUGUUGUUUUUCUAAAUUUUCCAUAUAUUUCAACUUUCUUCUUGUAAAUUGUCUUCUCAUAAUAUGAUGACUUUACUUCUAUGAAAUUGACUUUUUCCCCAACCUAAUUUUCCAAAAAUGACAACUUUAUUUAGUUUUUUUUUGUUUGUUUCUGCAUUUGUGUUGUUUUUUUUUUUUUAUUGUCCAACUAUUUGAACUUUUUUCCUGUAAAUUUUAAUCUCUUCAUUCCCAUAAAAUUAGAACUUUUCCCCAACCUAAUUUUUUUUCUUUUUCUAUGCCGCUUAUCCUAAUUAGGGUCGCGGGAGUAUGCUGGAGCCUAUCCCAGCUGACUUCGGGCGAGAGGCGGGGUACACCCUGGACUGGUCGCCAGCCGGUCGCAGAGUGUAUGUAGGCUUUCUGAUUAGUGUAAACAUAUUGCUUCUGUUCUAAUUUUGGACUAUUACUUUUUUCAUGUUUAUAUUAGCAUUUGGUACACAUUAUACACAGAAUAAGGAUAAUAGUUAAUGGAGAACUCCAAUCUCCGGUCCAUAGCUUUCUGAAAAUGUGCUCCCCGAUCCGGUAGAUGUCAAUUUUUUCCUCUUAAUUCUUCAUGGUCUGGAUUUGUAUAUCCAUCAUGUCGUGUUCUGUCUCAGCCUUCCGCCUUCCAUUACACACCGGAUGCUCUUUAGUGACAUAAGAGCCGCGUAUCCUAAUACAUGAUAGAUAAGAGUCUGGAGAUAGCAUCUUGUCCUCAGAUGUGCCACCAGACACAACCUGACCAUGAACCGUGACCGCUAAUAUCCACCCCCCUGCAAAAAAUGACUCACUUCUCCACAGGAGAAAGAGUGUAGAAAAUCCUCCACAUGUUCACUGCGGAAGCUCAUGCGAGGGAUUUGGCCGUACAGUGGCUUUGAAUUUUGCGUCGCAGGUUAGAGACGAGAUUUAAGCUGACAGUUGGAGGUAGUUGGAGUUAUGCAACUGCGACUGGAGUUGCUGGUGCUGAGGAUGGAACUUUCCUCGUAAUGUAAAAAGUCAAAUUGUCAUCAUCUCCGCUCACAAAUGGUGUCUUUCCUCCCUGCAUCCAUCCGUCCAGCCCUCGCCUCCUCUGCUCGUGUUGCUCUCUCCCACUCUCCCUCCCUAACUUUCAACAUUUAUGAGAGGUUUGAGCCGCUCUCAUGGAGGAGGAGGAGGAGGUGGUGGUUUGUUUGGCUUAUUUUAGCUGCUGCAAAUCCUCUGCUUUGCUUUGCUUUGCUGUAUCUUGCAGACAAAACGAAAGGACGACAUGCAGCCUGGCAGGCGUGCAGGGCCUUUAAUGUGAAGCAUAGACUUGUGUUGGAAUGCUGGAUAUUGAAUUGAAAACGAUUGAUUAGUUCAUUGAUCAAGUGCGACGUACAUUCCGGUAUCGAAUUGUCUCGUAAACACUGGAAUGUUUGACCAGCGUUGUCUUGACGAUGCGGCUCGGGGCAUCAGCUGUCUGACAUUUAAUACCCCAAUGGCCCCACCCCCCCGGGUGACACUGGACCCCGGCUGUGAUGUCAUUACCACGGGCGCUUCUCUUUCCUCGUAGCGCAUUACGACCACGGGCCGAGCCCUCGCUGCUAUCUGAUUACGAGCCUCGCCAGCUGUCCUAUAGUCUUAACGCUUUCAUUUACAAGGAGACUGUGUUAGUUGUUUGCUAAUGACAAACACGCUGUCUAAAAGGAAACAUUUGUUCAUUAGUGGCGCUGCGGUGAUGCUGUGUUGUUGUUUUUUUGGCCGUUUCAUCCAAACGGAAAUGAAAUAUAUCGAUACUUCCCGUUCCUCAUUGACAAAGCAAGCACACUCCCCCCACACACCCCUCAUAAGCAAGCACUUGGAAGAACCAGGCUCUGUGGGGCGGCCGUCUGUGUCGACCGGCUUGGCUUCGGACAGGAAAAAUAGAGUAGAGGGAUAGAUGGUAGACCAAGUGGGAAAACAGGAGAGGGACAGGGAGGCGUAUCAGGACAACCUGUUAAGAGAGAGUUACGAUAAUCCAGCCUGGAGGCCCCAAAAACAUGGAAAAGCUUUUUGGCAAGAAAUUUCUGAUUUUUUUGAUGUUUCGCAGAUGAAAACAACGCUGUUCUUGACACUGGCUGUGUUUGGGAACUAAAGGAUGACGCCAGGGUUCCUGACUGUGCUGUCGGGUGUGAUUGCAAGACCAUCGAGGGCUGUUAGCUCAGUUGCAACCUUGUCUGUGAGGUGCUGGGAACCAAGAUGAGGAUUUCACUUUUUAUACUCUCUAGGUGCAUUGUACAUCUUCAAAAUUCUUUUUCCUAUUCUUUCCUUUCACCUUGUUGUUCUUCUUCUUAUUGUUCCUGUUCCUGUUCCUGUUCGUGCUCCUGUGUCUCUUUUUGUUGCUGUUCUUUUUUUCUUUUCAAAGUUGUUCCUGUUCUGUUUUUGUUUUUUUCUUCUUUUUCUUUUUGUUGUUCAUGUUUUCUUUUUUUCUUGUUGUUGUUCUUGUUCCUGUUUGUGUAGCUCUUCUUGUUUUUGUACCUCUUCUUCUUCUUCUUCUUCUUUUUCUUGGCCUUUUUUUUUACUUUUGGUGGCUGUUCCUGUUCUGUUUUUCUGUUUCUGUUUUUUUGUUUUUUCUUUUUCAUGUUGUUGUACCUGUGCUUGUUCUUUUUCUACUUGUUGUUCUUCUUCUGUUCCUUUUUCUUGGUCUUUAGUGGCCCUUGUUGUUCCUGUUCGUGUUCUUCUUCUUUUGUUGUUGUUGUUGUUCCUGUUUUUCUGUUCCUUUUUUUGUCUUCUUCAUUUUCCUGUUGUUUUUUCUUUUUUGUUUUUGUCGUUGUUCCUCCUCUGUUUUUCUUUUCUUCUUCUUUUUUCUUGUUGUUGUGGUUCCUUUAUCUCUUCUUGUUGUUUUGUACCUCUUCUUGUUCUUGUUCUUCUUCUUAUUUUUA
Messenger RNA from Dunckerocampus dactyliophorus (ringed pipefish), 7092 nucleotides. RefSeq names its product calcium channel, voltage-dependent, alpha 2/delta subunit 4a (gene cacna2d4a). Gene Ontology annotation, molecular function: voltage-gated calcium channel activity. The transcript has 29 exons. Bases 387 to 3095 code for a protein of 902 amino acids. NCBI's taxonomy places the organism in Eukaryota, Metazoa, Chordata, Actinopteri, Syngnathiformes, Syngnathidae. Gene Ontology annotation, cellular component: voltage-gated calcium channel complex. The record is from RefSeq and is a predicted model, not a curated record.